CAUAAUCUGUAAGGGGUAAAUCAGUAAAUGGGUCAUUACAGUGUAUCCCAAAUAUUCUACAGACGAUAUGACCGUUGUAUUCAAAUUUCAAACCCCAUAUAUCUUCUUCAACCACUAAAAGAAACCCCAGAUUUGGGGUAUUUCCAUAGCUCAAAAUACCAUGAAAUCAACGCAAGUUUCAACUCCAAAUUCUUCCGUGAAAUCAUCAUCCACAACUGUCAUGGAUUCCGAAACGAAAGACAGCUACUAUUUCCCCGGAUGUCGAAAAGAUACCAAUUGCAAUUGCGAAAUCUGCAUAGCCAGUUUCAACGCAACUCUCGAUCUGAUGACUAACAGCAUGCACAAGAGCUCUAUCACAAAACUUUCAGCGGCUAGAGCCCUUCAAUUUCCAAGAAGCCCCAUUUAUUACAGUCCAUCGAGGACUCUUUCGACCCCCAAAUCGAUUAGCAACAGUUCUGCUUCUUUGUCCAUGUCCCCUCCGCUCAAUUCCACAACCAGAGGGUGCUUUCAUGAGAAGGUAAAGAAGAAAAAGAGGGAAUUUGGUUUUGGGGUUUUGUUGAUGAGAUUGAUUUUUGGAUUGGGUGUUGUUUUCGGGUUGGAAUUUGGGUAUUCUUGGGUGGUUUCUGCGUUCUUGCAGCCUCAAUUGUCCCCGCAAAUUGUUAAGAAUUUGAGUGAAAAAUCAUGUGGUUUGAAGGAUUUUGAUGAAAGAUUGAUAUUCUUUAAGAAGGAACUUGAAGGUCUAAUUGAUGACGAAGAAAUAUCGAGUUGCAGCCCUCUUAAUUCUACUUGGAAAAUCAACCAGGAUGGUUUGCUUUUGAAUUCGCGAUGUACGCUGUACAAGACAAAUUCAGAAGAGUUGAGCAUAUGGGGAUGGCCUUUACAAACAGCUGGUUUGCUCACAGCUGGAUUUUCUUCACGUUCGUAUACCAUAUUAUCAGGAAGACUUACUGAGUGGUCCAAUGGGGAGAUUGGUUACUUGAUUAGAAAAUCGAAUAGUUCAUGGACACAACAAAAAUGGGGUGCUUCAGCUGUGCAAAUGGACCCAAAUACAUGGAUUUUAGAGUACAGUCGAAGUUCUUUAACUGAAAAUGGAAAAUUGGUUUCAGCUGUGUUUGAGUUUUUGAAGUUCAGGCUGGGAAGAGAAGUUCAAAAGUUGAAACAAGAGUUCUGGCUAUCGUCUUCUUUCACAAGCCAGCACAGUGAUUUCACAAUAGAGAGGCUCCAGAUUCCAACCUAAAUAGAACUUAUGAGAAAGCAUUCUCAUCCCUCAUGAGAGCUCCCGGUUUAAGCUCUAUAUGUUUGUUCUUCUGUGAACGUUGAGAAUUCAAUAUUAGCAUCUUUUGGUUCUA
This is a messenger RNA of Solanum dulcamara, 1349 nucleotides long. RefSeq lists its product as uncharacterized. Bases 161 to 1237 code for a protein of 358 amino acids. The record is from RefSeq and is a predicted model, not a curated record. NCBI's taxonomy places the organism in Eukaryota, Viridiplantae, Streptophyta, Magnoliopsida, Solanales, Solanaceae. Gene Ontology annotation, cellular component: endoplasmic reticulum. The transcript has 3 exons.